Zootoca vivipara (common lizard) is the source of this 1622-nucleotide messenger RNA. RefSeq names its product coenzyme Q9 (gene COQ9). Gene Ontology annotation, cellular component: mitochondrial inner membrane. Gene Ontology annotation, molecular function: lipid binding. Gene Ontology annotation, biological process: ubiquinone biosynthetic process. Lineage: Eukaryota; Metazoa; Chordata; Lepidosauria; Squamata; Lacertidae. The record is from RefSeq and is a predicted model, not a curated record.
UCGAGCUUCCCGCUCCGAGGCGCUUCUUAUUGCUCCCUCGCCCACUGUAAAGAUGGCGGCGGCCGCGGCGAGUCUGAGACGAGCGGGUUGGGGGCUGCUGCGCUGCCAGGCGGUCUUCAGACGCCAGCUAUACCCAGUGCAACGUGCCAUUCAGGCUGCAGCUGUACUGCGGAGAGCGUCAGAUGAGCAGAAACAACAGCCCCCGCAGUCUUCCACCCAGCAGCAUUUGGAGUCAGAGCCAGUGGGGGAGCAGCAUGAUCAAGAGCAUCCACACUUACGCCCCAGUUACACGGAUCAAGGAGGUGAAGAAUCAGAGGGCUAUGAAAGUGAGGAACAGCUGCAGCAUCAAAUCCUGACAGCAGCUCUGGAGUUUGUCCCCACUCAUGGCUGGACAGCAGAUGCUAUUGCAGAGGGAGCCAAGUCACUGGGUCUCUCUGUUGCUGCAGCAGGGCUCUUUCACAAUGAUGGUAGCGAACUGAUCCUGCACUUUGUAGCCCAGUGUAACUCCAAGCUGACUGAACUUUUAGAAGAGCAACACAAACUGGUGCAGCUCGGUCAAGCAGAGAAGAAGAAGACAGACCAGUUUCUAAAGGAUGCUUUGGAGACCAGGCUGAGAAUGUUGAUUCCAUAUAUUGAAAAAUGGCCCCAGGCUAUUAGUGUGCUGUUGCUGCCACACAAUAUCCCAGCCAGCCUAAACCUCCUGACGAGCAUGGUGGAUGACAUGUGGCACUAUGCAGGAGACCAGUCCACCGAUAUAAACUGGUACACUCGUCGAGCAGUGCUUGCUGGCGUUUACAACACUACAGAGCUAGUGAUGAUUCAGGACUCCUCUCCUGACUUUGAGGAGACUUGGUCCUUCCUACAAAACAGAAUAGCUGAUGCCAUGAACAUGGGACACACAGCUAAGCAGGUGCAGGCAACAGGAGAAGCCCUUGUCCAGGGACUGAUGGGUGCUGCUGUCACUAUAAGGAAUCUCACAGGACUGAACCAACGCCGAUAAGAUGGAAGAGUUGUGAGAGGGAGUUCCAAGACCCAAAAAAGAAGAGGAAUCCCCUCGCAAGAAGUUUAAACUGUUUCCACGUAUUUUUCUAGUACUAUUAAAACACACAUUAAAGGUUGUCAGCCUAGCGUGAGAACCUUUCUUCCUGGGCUGUGUAAAUGUCACAACCUGGUUUUCUGGUGAUGAUGCCACUCCUGAUGCUUGACCCAGUCAGCAAAAACUCGCAAUUCGGGUCCAUUUUUAGAAGAUUAUGUGAAUGAAGUUUGGUAACCAAAAGUGUCUUGCUUUCAUUCUCCCCCUCAUUUGCCAUCUACGUAUCUGACUCAGAGGUUGCUGCAUCACUGGGAGACAUGGACAGCAUUGUGCCAAAUUGUGUGGUUCUGCUCCAACUCUCAAUACACUUCUGCUCAGGAAGGAUCACAUCAUCACUGUAGGCUUCUCUUGAUGUUUUGUCACUGCUUUCAGUUCUCUUCCAGGACUAUUUGCAUGAAAGCUGAUGGCAAUUGUAGCUUGAAAGCCCAGCUAUCGAAUAGCCAUCAGAGUUCUAUUGCAAAUGUAUUAUUUUCUUUCUUCCUGGACACGGACAUGUCUGUAAAUUAAUAAUAAUAAAAAUUCAAACUGC